Anopheles stephensi (Asian malaria mosquito) is the source of this 1995-nucleotide messenger RNA. RefSeq names its product protein NASP homolog (gene Nasp). The record is from RefSeq and is a predicted model, not a curated record. Gene Ontology annotation, biological process: DNA replication-dependent chromatin assembly; CENP-A containing chromatin assembly. Gene Ontology annotation, cellular component: nucleoplasm. The transcript has 4 exons. Gene Ontology annotation, molecular function: histone binding. The coding region runs from base 317 to 1567 and encodes 416 amino acids. Lineage: Eukaryota; Metazoa; Arthropoda; Insecta; Diptera; Culicidae.
ACCGUGCGACAAGAUGCAAUGUUUGACGUUUGCCGCAUGUUUCCCCGCUUCUUGCGCGCCAUUUGUUUCUUGUUCGAGCGAGUCCAGCUGAAACUGAAGCGCUGUUCCUGGUUAAAUCGGUGUAAACCUACCUAAAAUCAUCAUUUACGACCAUUUAAAGAAAAUACAACGUUGUACGUCGUGUGUUACUGUGCUGUGGACUCAUUUGGACAUCUGAUUCCGUUCGAAGCACCCCGCCAAACGAGGAUUCCCGUUGAUAAAGGACGGUGGAUUUUUGCACCCUACCCUCAUCACAAACAACCGACCGACACCUGCGAUGGCAGAAAACGCCAAAACAGUUGCCACCAAGGAGGAGCGGAUUAGCGAGGCGAAGGAACUGUUCGGUCACGGUAGCCGAAACUAUUGCAUGAAACAGUACGCGGAUGCGGCCGACGACCUGAGCGAAUGUUGUUCCAUCUACUCCGAGCUGUACGGCCCGAACGCGGAAGAACUCGGCCUGCCCUACCUGAUGUAUGCCAAAUCUUUGAUCGCCCUCGGGAAGGACGAGAACAAUCUGAUCGCCGCCGCUGACGGUAAAGAUGAGGAUGAGGUGGACGACGACGAUGAUGAGGAAGAUGAUGAGGAAGAAAAUGGUGACGGCGGCGAGGAGAAAGUAGAAGAUGAAAAGGUAGAAGAAAAAGCUAACGAAUCCAAACAGGACAAGACCGAUGAGAAGGUGGAGGGCGCCGAAUCUGUUCCGGGGCCCAGUGGGACAAAGGAGGAAAAUGGUGAACCACAGCCAGGACCUUCCACCUCGAACGGUACCGGUAACGGCGGUGCGCAGGAAGAGGCGGCCGAUAACUUACAGGUUGCCUGGGAAAUCCUUGAACUGGCGGUCAACAUCUUCCAGCAGCAGGGAGAAAAGGGGCUCGAAAAUCUUCCCGAGUGCUACAUCGAACUGGCCGGCAUUUCGUUUGAGAACAGUUUCUUCAAAGAAGCAAUCAAGGAUUACGUGAAAGCACUGGAAAUUUAUAAGAAAACAGCCCAACCAGACCUGCGUCUGCUGGCCGAGGUGAACUACAAGGUCGGCCUGUGCUACAUGAUGGAGAGUGAGUUCGAAGAGUCGAUCAAAUCGUUCAAGGGUGCCGUUGCGGAACUGGAAAAGGUGGUCGAGCAGGAGGAAGCGAAAGAACAGACUGAUGAUAUCAAAGAAACCAUACUGGAUCUAAAGGAAAUGAAGAAGGAAAUUCUGGAAAAGAUAACCGAUGUGGAAGACGCGAUGAAAACGCCCAUCGAAAAUGUGAAACGAGAGCUUUCGAAGAUCAUCGUGUCCGGUGGAGGUGCCUCGAAUGGCAAGGAUGUAAAUAAUGGGGCGGGCUCAUCGUCAUCGGCUGCUGCUGCUGGUGGCAGUUCCAACGGUACCGCGUCAAGCUCAUCGACGGCGGUGGCCGCCAAGCCAGCUACCGAUAUUUCGCACCUUAUCAAGCGAAAGAAACCGGACACCGUUAGCGCAGAAGUGGAAGGAUCGCCCGCGAAGAAAACGGCCUCGGAAACGGAAAAUGUAGCGUCACACAACACAAGUGCUUAAGGUAGAAAAGCGGAUGGAAACGUUGUGCUUUUCCCGUAUUUUAUUCUCUUGUAUGUUUUAAUUAUUAGAUCGUUCAUUUCGCUCUCCAUGUUUCAUUUCGCUCGUAUGUUGGCGUGCGCGUCAGCAAUCUAAGUACUUUAAGAUCGGUCCUCGUUUUAUGUUUCCGUCUUUGAUAAUCGAGCACAGUUAUUUUAUUCUUAAAUUUAAUGCUACCUACGUUACAUUUCAUUUCUUACCGUUUGAUUUGACUCGUUUUAAAUUAUUCACUGAUAUUGCUACUUAUGUCACUUCCGACCCGUUGUACACCGGCAUUCCUAGCUGUCUCUCUGCCCUGGGUUGUACUUAGCAGAGCGCGACAAGGUAGAGGACACGGACAAUUGUAUCAAUCAAUUUUCAUUAAUAAAUGGAUGGAAAUUUUGCAAUAAAAA